Molecule: messenger RNA, 1330 nt
Organism: Aspergillus sclerotioniger CBS 115572
Lineage: Eukaryota; Fungi; Ascomycota; Eurotiomycetes; Eurotiales; Aspergillaceae
Product: NAD(P)/FAD-dependent oxidoreductase
Exons: 2
Coding region: 11-1312 (433 amino acids)
Biological process (GO): retrograde transport, endosome to Golgi
Cellular component (GO): cytoplasm; late endosome
Molecular function (GO): oxidoreductase activity
Source: RefSeq, a predicted model, not a curated record
CAUCAUCAAAAUGUCAACCGUGAUUCUCGGCGGAGGUAUCAUUGGAUCCUCAAUCGCCUACUAUCUCUCCCAAAUCCAACCAGCUGACGAUAUCCAUGUCAUUGAGUCAUCAUCCACACUUUUCUGCUCCGCCUCUGGCUAUGCCGCUGGGUUCAUGGCCAAGGAUUGGUUCGCCCCUACGCUCGCGCCAUUAGGAGAGCUCUCUUUCAAACUACACGAGUCCCUUGCUGCUGAGCACGGAGGCGCACAGAAAUGGGGAUAUAUGAAGGGUGUGGCGUUGAGUCUAGGAUCGGCCAGCAACAAAGGUGGUGCUCGGGGCGACGAUUGGCUUCGUGCGGGCACCAGCCGCGCAGAGACGGCUGCAGGGACAACUCAGUAUCCCGACCCCGACGUCCCAGAGUGGUUGACCCAGCAGCAAGGCGCAGUGGUGGAGCAGAUUAGCGAUGCGGAAACAACUGCCCAGGUUGAUCCCUUGCGGCUGUGCAGAUUCCUGAUGGACGCUUGCACGUCACGCGGAGUCAAGCUACACCAUCCUACUAGAGCCUCGUCUCUCGUUAGAGAUAAGAGCGGUGCUAUCACCGGCGUCAAGAUCGUCAACUUGGACACGAAAGUCGAAUCCACGAUUCCCUGUACAAAUCUCGUGGUUUGCGCAGGACCAUGGACACCACAGGUGUUCCGUGACCUGUUCCCAUCGUCCCAGAUCUCUCUUCCUAUAUAUUCGCUGGCCGGAUAUUCUCUUGUUCUUCGCUCGCCUAGACACACCCUGGAGCAUGAGCAGAAAACGUACGGCGGCGGGAGCCAUUCUGUCUUCACGACAUUACCCCCAUCUUGCGGCUUCAGUCCUGAGAUCUUCUCUCGUGAAGGAGGUGAAAUCUACAUUGCGGGAUUGAAUACCAGGACACUCCCGCUCCCAGAACGACCAGACGACUUCCACAAGUCAAUGGAUCAGAAAGAGAUGGACAGACUGAAGGGGGCGGCUGUCCGUCUGCUUGGAAGGAUUGCAGAGGGCACUGCCGGAGCAUCUGACGAAGCUCCGAGCGUUGACGACUUGAAGAUAACCCGCGAAGGCCUGUGUUUCCGUCCUGCUUCGGAGCGCGGCACACCUUAUGUCGCGAGAGUCGACGACAAAUUGGUGGGAGAUGGCAUGGCCGGCAAAGGCGGCGUGUUUGUCGCCUCGGGCCAUGGUCCUUGGGGAAUCUCGCUUUCACUGGGAACUGGAAAGGUCAUUGCAGAUAUGGUUAGGGGAGUGCAACCAGCAGCAGAUGUCAGUGGGCUAGGUUUGGACGUGACCGACGUCCGGAGUCGGUUAUAGAGCAUAUACAGACUUGAC